GGUCGUACAGCUGGAGGAGCUGCUCGAGGUGCGGCACUCGGUGUUCGUGGUCGGGAACGCGGGCUCGGGUAAGACCGAGGUGUGGAAGACGCUGUACCGCACGUACCUCAACAUGAAGCGCAAGCCCAUCUUCAACGACCUCAACCCCAAGGCCGUCACCAACGACGAGCUCUUCGGCAUCAUCAACCCGGCGACCCGCGAGUGGAAGGACGGGCUCUUCUCCGUCAUCAUGCGGGAGCAGGCAAACCUGUCGGGCGACCACCCCAAGUGGAUCAUCCUGGACGGUGACAUCGACCCCAUGUGGAUCGAGUCCCUCAACACGGUCAUGGACGACAACAAGGUGCUGACGCUGGCCUCCAACGAGCGGAUCGCCCUGUCCGCCAACAUGAGGCUGCUCUUCGAGAUCUCCAACCUGCGCACCGCGACGCCCGCCACCGUGUCGCGGGCGGGGAUCCUGUACAUCAACGCCCAGGACCUCGGCUGGAACCCGUACGUGACAAGCUGGAUCGAGACCCGCACCUCCAACUCGGAGAAGGCCAACCUGCUGAUCCUGUUCGACAAGUACAUCCCGCCGUGCCUCGAGUCGCUGCGCACGCGCUUCCGCCGCAUCACGCCCAUCGUGGACAUGUGCCACGUGCAGAUGCUGUGCCACCUGCUGCGCUGCCUGCUCGUGCCGGCCAACACGCCCGCCGACUGCAGCAAGGAGCUGCACGAGAUGUUCUUCGUGUUCGCGUGCGUGUGGGCGUUCGGCGCGGCCAUGUUCCAGGACCAGGCCAUCGACUACCGCGUCGAGUUCUCCAAGUGGUGGGUCAACGAGUUCAAGACGGUCAAGUUCCCCGGCCAGGGCACCGUGUUCGACUACUUCAUCGACCCGGAGACCAAGCAGUGGGCGCUGUGGGCCGAGCGCGUGCCCAAGUUCGAGCUGGACCCGGACAUGCCGCUGCAGGCCGCGCUCGUGCACACGCCCGAGUCCACGCGCGUGCGCUUCUUCGUGGACCUGCUGAUGGAGCAGCGCGUGCCGGUCAUGCUCGUGGGGCCGGCCGGCUCCGGCAAGACGGUCCUCGUGGCCGAGAAGCUGGCCGCGCUGUCCGAGAACUACGCCGUCGCGAACGUGCCCUUCAACUUCUACACGACUUCUGAGAUGCUCCAGAAGAUACUGGAGAAGCCGCUCGAGAAGAAGGCCGGCCGGAACUUCGGGCCGCCGGGCAACAAGACGCUCGUGUACUUCCUGGACGACAUGAACAUGCCCGAGGUGGACGCCUACGGCACGGUGCAGCCGCACACGCUCAUCCGGCAGCACAUCGACUACAGCCACUGGUACGACCGCACCAAGCUCUCGCUCAAGGACAUCCACAACUGUCAGUACGUGUCGUGCAUGAACCCCACGGCCGGCAGCUUCACCAUCAACCCCCGGCUGCAGAGGCACUUCUGCGUGUUUGCAAUCAGCUUUCCGCACAACGAGUCGCUCAACUCCAUCUACUCCCAGAUCCUGGCGCAGCACUUCUCCAACCCCGAGUACCGCUUCCACGCGUCCAUCGGCCGGCUGGUGAACGCCGUGGUGACGGCCUCGCUCGCCGUGCACCACAAGUGCUCGCAGGUCUUCCUGCCCACGGCCGUCAAGUUCCACUACAUCUUCAACCUGCGCGACCUGUCCAACGUCUUCCAGGGCCUGCUCUUCAGCUCCAACGACUGCCUGACGCAGCCCACCGACCUGGUGCGCCUCUGGAUGCACGAGGCGCAGCGCGUCUACGGCGACAAGCUCACCGAGGAGAAGGACAUCGACGCCUUCUACAAGAUCCAGGUCGACGUCGUCAAGAAAAACUUUGACGAGCUGGACGAGGGCAUCAUCCUGGAGAAGCCCAACAUCUUCUGCCACUUCGCGCAAGGCAUCGGCGAGCCCAAGUACAUGCCCAUCCCGGACUGGGCGACGCUGAGCACGCUGCUGCAGGAGGCGCUCGCCUCGUACAACGACCUGGUGGCGGCCAUGAACCUGGUGCUGUUCGAGGACGCCAUGAUGCACGUGUGCCGGAUCAACCGCAUCCUGGAGUCGCCGCGGGGCAGCGCGCUGCUGGUGGGCGUCGGCGGCAGCGGCAAGCAGUCGCUGGCCAGGCUCGCCGCCUUCAUCUCCUCCCUGGAGGUGGCCCAGGUGCAGCUGCGCAAGGGGUACGGCGUCUUCGACCUCAAGGUAGCCCGCACGUCGUCCACUACAACACCAUCCGAGCCCGAGGG
Messenger RNA from Frankliniella occidentalis (western flower thrips), 2229 nucleotides. Its product is annotated as dynein beta chain, ciliary. Gene Ontology annotation, biological process: microtubule-based movement. The annotation marks the transcript as partial. NCBI's taxonomy places the organism in Eukaryota, Metazoa, Arthropoda, Insecta, Thysanoptera, Thripidae. The record is from RefSeq and is a predicted model, not a curated record. Gene Ontology annotation, cellular component: dynein complex. The transcript is spliced from 7 exons. Gene Ontology annotation, molecular function: dynein intermediate chain binding; ATP hydrolysis activity; dynein light intermediate chain binding.